Molecule: messenger RNA, 1062 nt
Organism: Tribolium castaneum (red flour beetle)
Lineage: Eukaryota; Metazoa; Arthropoda; Insecta; Coleoptera; Tenebrionidae
Product: ras-related protein Rab-32
Exons: 6
Coding region: 133-843 (236 amino acids)
Biological process (GO): phagosome-lysosome fusion; endosome to lysosome transport
Cellular component (GO): late endosome; lysosome; Golgi apparatus
Molecular function (GO): GTPase activity; GTP binding
Source: RefSeq, a predicted model, not a curated record
UUUAUUAUCCAAGUUUAGCGCCAAUUCCGCCCGACUGAACAAUGCAUAAAGUACGGGGCCUGAUAAGUGAGAACCAACAAUGAGUUGAUAAAUUAUUUUUAUACGGUGUUUUUGAAAUGACUAACUUUGCUCAUGGAUUGUGAGUAUAGUGCCUCUGGGGAAGAGUCGCUCCAGUCUUUUUUGGCCGAAGAUGAGCGCCUUUUACUCAGAUUUCGCAAAAAAGAACUGCUUUUCAAAAUUCUAGUCAUUGGAGAUUUCGGAGUUGGGAAAACUUCGAUAAUUAGACGAUACGCUGAUGGUACAUUUUCGUCUUCGUAUAAAAUUACAAUUGGCGCCGACUUCGCACUUAAAUCUUUAACGUGGGACAAAAAUACUCAAGUUAAUGUGCAAUUAUGGGACAUUGCGGGGCACGAACGAUUUGGUUACCUCACAGGUGUUUACUACAGAUAUGCAGUUGCCGCCGCUAUUGUUUUUGAUCUGACGAGACCUGAGACUUUUAAAUCGGUAGAAAAGUGGUUGCUCGAUCUGCGCAAAAAAGUGCACUUACCGGGAGGUGUUCCCGUACCUGUUGUGAUUCUAGCAAAUAAGGGUGAUAUUACGAUUGCAACCCUGCCUCAAGAAAUAGUGCAUUUCUGCGAGAAAUACAACAUAUUAGCGUGGUUUAUCACUUCAGCGAAGGAUAAUGUCCACAUAGAUGAGGCAAUGUUGACUCUGAUAAAUGCAGCAGUGGAAAAUCACGAAAAUUUGCAAUUUCCCGCUGCCGUAGACAAUGACGUGGUCCAUUUAGCAAAUGAGGAUACUCAGUUUUGUCAAAACAAUCAAACACACUGUUGUCAAAGAUGAGGCUAUAUUUUGUAACAAACUAACAAUAACAAACACAAAUAAAUUAUCGUUCAGGUCGGAUUUUGGCCGAGUUUUUGCGCCGCCGCGAUUGCAUUCUCAUUCGCAAGCAUUUGGAACUCCUGGAAUCGUUGAGAAAUGCGUUGAUUUACUUUGAGAAAUUUUUCGAGGCAAUUUAACGCACAGCGAUCCUGUAAUAGCAAAAUAAAAUGAUCAGAAACC